Molecule: messenger RNA, 611 nt
Organism: Nicotiana attenuata
Lineage: Eukaryota; Viridiplantae; Streptophyta; Magnoliopsida; Solanales; Solanaceae
Product: protein RSI-1-like
Exons: 3
Coding region: 136-417 (93 amino acids)
Source: RefSeq, a predicted model, not a curated record
CAAAUAUCGCCAAUAUUUUCUCUUUUUCGUCCCUAGAAAAUCCCCCAAUAAAUAUACACAAUUUACUCCUCUUUCCACUUCACCAUAUCUCCUCUUUCCUGCUUAGAUAUUCUGUUUGUUCAAAUUUGAAGAGAUAUGGCUUACAGUGCUAGGUUGUUGUUGCUUUUGUCAAUGUUCUUGGUAUUGAUCACUUUCUCCAAUGUGGUUGAGGGUUAUAAGAAACUCCGUCCUGAAGAUUGUGAACCGAAGUGUACGUACAGAUGCUCAGCAACGUCACACAAAAAGCCAUGCUUAUUUUUCUGUAAAAAAUGCUGUGCAAAGUGCUUGUGUGUGCCUCCUGGAACUUAUGGCAACAAAGAAACAUGUCCUUGCUACAACAAUUGGAAGACUAAGGAAGGAGGUCCUAAAUGUCCUUAGACAUAUUGCAUAAAUCUUAAUUUCUUUGAUCUGUUUCUUUAGUAGUUAGACUUAAUUCUUAAUUAGGAUUAUAGAGACAAUUUUAAUUAUUCUAUUGUUACCUGAGACUCUUUGGUGAAUUUUUUCUUAGUAGCAAGACGAUUAUUAUGGUAAAAUAACAGACUGAUGAAGAAGUAUUAUCAUGUUCCAAUUUA